Musa acuminata AAA Group (dessert banana) is the source of this 4917-nucleotide messenger RNA. Its product is annotated as receptor-like protein EIX2. NCBI's taxonomy places the organism in Eukaryota, Viridiplantae, Streptophyta, Magnoliopsida, Zingiberales, Musaceae. The coding region runs from base 51 to 2741 and encodes 896 amino acids. The transcript has 2 exons. Gene Ontology annotation, molecular function: protein binding. The record is from RefSeq and is a predicted model, not a curated record.
GGCGGCUUGGAGUAGGUAGUUCGGUAGGGAGGGAGAUCAAACUGCGCGCCAUGGGUUUCCCUUUACGCUUCUUAUCAUCAUUGUCGUUGUGCCUCUUGGCCCUCCUCCUCCACCGGGCCACGGUGACAAGUGGGUGUUUCAGCAUGGAGAGGGAGGCACUGUUGGACUUCAAAGCCGGCAUCCACGACACCCAUAACCGGCUAUCUUCUUGGACGGGCCACCACUGUUGCACAUGGAAGGGAGUGAUCUGCGACACCACCACUGGCCACGUCGUCAUGCUCGACCUCCGAAACACAAAUACUACAGAUGAUUGGGCAUUACGCGGUCAGAGGAUGAUGAACUCGUCAUUUCUUGCUUUAUCUCAUUUGAAGCACUUGGAUCUUAGCUUCAAUGAUUUCAGCGGGAUCCGCAUGCCGGAAUUCAUCGGCUCCUUCAAGAAACUGAGAUACCUCAAUCUAUCUUCUACACAAUUCAUGGGAGGAAUACCUGCUCGGCUGGGGAACCUUUCGAGCCUCUACGUUCUUGAUCUACGUGCUGCUUUAGAUUUUACAUCCCAUGUUGACAACCUCCACUGGCUCUCCCAUCUUACCUCCCUGAAGCACCUGGACUUGAGCUGGUUGAACCUAACCGAUCUCCCAGAUUGGUUCUCAUCGGUGAACAUGCUGCAUUCUCUCCAAGUUUUAAGUAUGUCUUUCGUUGGUCUCGAUACCAUCCCAGCAACUGUUGUCCACGUCAACUUCACCUCCUCUCUUACCGUCCUUGAUCUCUCCUAUAAUCAUUUCAAGUCCACCUUACCCAAAUGGUUGGGGAAUAUUAGUGGUCUUACCCAUCUUGAUCUUCAUGCUACCGGGUUCUAUGGCGUUAUUCCCGAUGCAAUUGGAGACUUGGGCGGACUGAAAGAAUUAUAUAUGUCGAGGAACCAAUUGACAGGAAAUUUGAGCGGUUGGUUGGAGCAAAUGACGAAUCUCAUCAUUUUGGAUCUCCGAUCUAAUUUAUUCAACGGUUCCAUGCCUUCCUCCGUUGGUAAGUUCUCUAAUCUCACCGAAUUGUAUCUCGCUGGAAAUUCUCUUGGAGGUGUUAUUUCAGAAGUUCAUUUUGAGAAUCUUACGAGAUUGCAAGUAUUAGACUUGUAUGACAACUCCAUCACCAUAUCAAUUGGCCAAAGUUGGGUCCCCCCUUUCCAACUCAGAUAUGUAGAUUUAACCAAAUGUCAGUUGGGACCUCAAUUUCCAGAAUGGUUGCAGUUCCAAACACAGAUCCAAGUGUUAUCCAUGGAUUAUUGUAAAAUUGCAGGGACAAUGCCCGCUUGGUUUUGGAAUAUUUCAUCUUCUACCAUCACAUAUUUAGACCUUUCCAACAACCAAAUAGGAGGCAAGCUGCCAUCUUCUUUAAAGUUCACCAAGUUGGUAAUAUUAUAUUUGGAUUCCAACAGAUUUGAAGGUCCACUACCAACGAUGCUACCGUCUACACUUCAUACUCUAUCUCUCUACAAUAAUUCCUUUACAGGGCAAUUGUCGAUAUGGCCUCAUGUUACAUUUGUGUUCAUCUCAGAUAAUAUGCUUGACGGUGGCUUAUCUUCAUCAAUCUGCCAAUGGACAUAUCUCGAAUAUCUUGACCUUUCGAACAACAAAUUACUUGGUGAGAUCCCUUAUUAUUGUUUGGGAAAAUCAUUACAAAAUCUUUGGUUCUUAGAUUUGAGCAACAACCAAAUAGGAGGCAAGCUGCCAUCUUCUUUAAAGUUCACCAAGUUGGAAAGAUUAUAUUUGGAUUCCAACAGAUUUGAAGGUCCAUUACCAACGAUGCUACCAUCUACACUUGAUACUCUAUCUCUCUACAAUAAUUCCUUUACAGGGCAAUUGCCGAUAUGGCCCUAUGUUAGAUUUGUGUCAAUCUCUGAUAACAUGCUUGAUGGUGGCUUAUCUUCAUCAAUCUGCCAAUGGACAGGUGGUCUCGAAUACCUUGACCUUUCGAACAACAAAUUACUUGGUGAGAUCCCUUAUUGUCUGGGAAAAUCAUUACGAAAUCUUUAUAUCUUGAAAUUGGACAACAAUCACUUCUCGGGUGAAAUUCCAUACACGAUCGGAUUUUUAAGUGAGCUUAUGCUAUUGCAACUGAAAAAUAACAGUUUUUCGGGUGAGGUUCCUUUGUCAUUGAAAAAUUGUACAAAUUUAUGGUUUCUUGAUCUGGCUCAAAAUAAUCUUGUCGGAAAUAUAAUGCUAUGGAUGGGAGAAAAUCUACAACAACUGGCAGUACUUCGUCUACGUUCAAAUAUGUUUUCUGGAGUUAUUCCUUGGCAACUUGCUAGAUUUGAACAACUUCAAAUAUUGGAUCUUGCUAAUAACAACUUCUCUGGUUCAAUACCUCACAACAUUGGUAAUUUAAGUACCAUGAGAUUGACAUCACAAUAUUAUGCAUUUUGUUCUUAUGAAUCAGAUGUCUUUACAAAGGGACAAGAUCUUCAUUAUUUACGAUGCAGCAUAAGUCUUAUGAAAAGUUUGGAUCUUUCAAACAAUCGACUAACCGGAGAGAUACCAAAAGGAAUUGGAGACCUCGCAGGACUCAAGAACUUAAAUUUGUCAAGAAAUCAUUUACAAAGUAAAAUCCCUUGGGAGAUAGGAGGAAUGAAUUCAUUAGAAUCCCUUGAUCUAUCGAUAAAUGAUCUUUCUGGUAGCAUUCCCGAGAGUUUAUCGGCUUUAUAUUUCUUAAGCUAUUUGAAUUUAUCAACUCCAAACUUUUAUUGAUCCAUCCAUCUAUAUGGGUAAUGCUGACUUAUGUGGACCACCAAUUUCCAAAAGUUGUUUCAAUAAUAAAACAACUCAAAAUAUUAUACAAGAGUACAAGAAGGAGAUUCCCGAGUGGUUAUGGUUCUAUAUCAGCAUGGUACUAGGAUAUGUGAUGGGAUUUUGGAUCUUUUGUGGUAUUCUCUUCCUCAAAGACACAUGGAGGCAUGUUUAUUUCCAUAUGAUUGAUGAUAUAUAUGAUCGGUUCUGGGUCCAAUGGUAUUUAAUCUUUUGACGAUUACUUAGACUUUAAUCUCAAAAUUUCGUGUGUGGAUAAUCCAAGAUUUUACCAUAGAGGGAGAGAAGGUAUCCAGAAGAUAAAUAUGAUAGGACAUGGGAUCCUUGCAACAGUUAUAUUGGUUGUGAAACAUGGUAUUUUACGAGCAGUACUUUGGGAAUCAAGACCACUCGUGGUGAUGCUUAUGAGGUCCCAGGCGUGGUCAUGGGGACUGCAACUGUUGCUGCAGAUAAUUUUACAUUGCAAUAUUUCUUGCACUAUGGCCUCAAUUCGAGUGUUCAAACAACAUUCUAUAUCUAUUUGCACUUUGCUGAUUUCAACUAUUUAAGUGGGAAUGGAAGUAGAAUUUUUCAGGUGAGAGCAGAUGGGGAACCCGAUAGUGAUAACAUCAGUCCUGCAUAUCUACUGGCAACUCAUGUCCAUUUCAUCCAUCGGCUGGCGUACCCAGGUUUAAAAGGUUAUUUUAAUCUGACAAGGGUGGCCUGUUCCACCCUUCCCCCCAUCCUCAAUGCUGCUGAGGUUUACAUUCCUAUUAAUCUUUCAGUUUUGGCAACAGAUCCAGCCGAUGGUAUGCUAUCCCACCACUACUUUGGACAUCCAUCGCUCUAGUCCGGCCAAUAACUUGUAUCAUCUGCUUCUUUUUUUUUUUCCCCUCAAGAUGAACUGUGUUUUUCUUAUUAAUUACCUGCACACUUUUGAAGACUAACAUGCAAUGUGACCAUUCAUGCUUCCCCCCCCUUUGAUCCAUUUUCUGAAGGAAAAAAGUGUAGUAUGUUAUUGGCAGUGCAUUAUCCAUUUCACUGGUGUCUUACCUGAACAUAUACAAUAAGUUGUUUGCUUAUUUAGCUGAUUGCUGAUUUGAAGUUUACAUAUUAAGUUGAAGAUGAAUAUAUUGUCUCUUUCCUUUAUUUUGUUGUAGCAUAGGUAAAAUGAAGCACAUUUUCUGCCACCUUUGUUAAAAUAAUCAGUCUACUGGAACUUACGUAGGGAUUCAUUUGGUCAACUUGGAGUGUACAAUAAUUCCAAAGACUUGCUUAUUGCAAUGAAAUAUUUGAGAUAUUAUGCAUAACUGUCAAUCAUAUGUUCAGAGGAUGUGCCUACUUUUCGGGAAAAUAUGUUAAUUAUUCUUUUUGAGUCCAAGCACUUGAACCAUGCAUUAUCAGAAAUUAUAAUUUAUAUUCAUCUGCGCUUUUACUUCUCGUGGUGAUUUGACAUGUAUGAGAUGAUAAGCAAAAGUUAGAUUGACAACAAUAUAAAUGACUGAUAUUGACAAUAUAUAAAAUGACUGGGUUACCAUACAACAAGUGAUGUAUCUAAUGGUUUUGAUGUGCUUGUAUAUAUCAUUUCAAGAUAAUUAUUCAUAAGCUAGGUCAAGCACAAUUUGGAUAUUAAUAUCAAUGGUAAGAUCAUACAAACAUCAGGAUUUUCAGUGAUCAAAGUUCUAUCGUUUAAACCAAAUCAUAUAAGGUGUGGCUAGGUGUGCUCAUGCAUGUGAAACGCUUUUUCCGGGCAGAGUUGUGUCAAAAUGCUUCAUGGAGCCCAUUUACUACUUUGAAAUGAAUAUUAAAUUUUUUUCCGAGGGGGCUACAAUAAUCAUCUACAUGGCAUGCAUCCAAUUACAUGCCAACCUUGGAUUUUUUUCACAAUAGCUUGAAUUCAGUAUGGUGGACCAUGGUUGAUCUGUACCGAAGCUAUCUCUUUCCUGAAGUAAAUAAGAAUUUCUCUCUGCAUAGCAUAUCAGAUAUUGGCUUAACCAGUAAAAUUAACAGUUGAUGCUAUGAUGGGGAUAAAGAAAUUAUAUCAGAUGAAGAUAUGGCAGGGUGAUCCUUGUGCUCCGCAGCAAUUCAUUUGGAGUGGAGUAAAUUGCACCUACUCAAGCUCUGGUACCCCAAGAGUCAC